Cladocopium goreaui is the source of this 1605-nucleotide messenger RNA. The record is from the annotation of a GenBank genome assembly. Lineage: Eukaryota; Dinophyceae; Suessiales; Symbiodiniaceae.
AUGCUGCCCACAGACAAGUUGGCCGCACUCGGCUGGCCGACCAAUUUGCAGGCCGCACGGGGUAUGGGGACCAAGAAGUUUCCUGCCAUGGAUCGCCGAAGAGGCGAUCUAGUGGCAGGCAACGCGAUGCCUCCUAAUGUCCCGCCCGCACCACCGAAGAAAGGAGUGGUUGUUAAGGCAAAGCCUGCCCCCUCAAAGCCGCCUGCAAAGAAGGACAAAGUGCCGGCACCCAAGGCCUCAGCCACACGGCCACCCCGGGGAUCAAUUCCAGCAUCCAAAAGUUCUAAGAGGGCCCGAGAAGUAGAGGAGACUGAGGAGGAUGAGGGAGUGUGGCCGGGACAACUCGUCCCUCGGGAAGACUCCGGAUCAGAAGACUCGGAAGAGCCACAGAUUCUCGAGUAUGAGGAUGAUGAUGAGGGAUCCCCGCGGCAGGACUCUUCCCCUUCACCCGUCAUCGUCCGCGGCAAGAAGAAGGGCAGGACUGGGGAUAAGGAUGACAAGCCCGUGUCAAUGCGUAGUGUCAGGAGACAUGAUUUAGAGAAAUAUUCGGGCAGCUAUUCGCAGGUGCAGCACCUCUAUUCCUGGCUCAAAGGAAUCCACCCCUCCAAGUUCACGGAAUUCUUGUACAACCGCAUCACCAAGAACCAGACUUUGGCCUACAUCUAUUUGAUGACUGGGGUGACAAAGGGUGAGAAGAUUCCAUCGCACAGCAAGGCCGAAAUUGUCGAGGACCUCAAAAAGGAGUGGGGCAAGAUCGGGUCGUUGUGGCUCGAUGAGUCUGAUCCUUGGAUCGAGCCGGAUGGCAAGAAGAAUAUCUUGAUGCAAAUCCGGGAAAUCAGUGGUGAGGGCACGAAUUCCGGGACCCCCGCUCCCACUCCCCAGGAAGAAUCCAUUGAUGGGGAGAAACUUGAAGUCACGUACCGGAUCGGUUCUUUCAAGGAUGGAUUCAAAUUGAGGGCCCUUGAUUCUAGUGAAAAUGUCUUGAAUGAGGUGGCGCUCCCUCCCCCCGUGGAUGGUCGCAGCUACAUGAUCAUUGAUUUUGAUGGAGAGGAGUAUUUCCCCCAGGAAGGUAACAUGCUCAAUCUCAUGCUUUGUUCCAAGUACAUGGCUGACAACCUGCCAAAGCCAGUGUUGCCAAAGAAGUCGGCAACUACCACAGUGGGGAAUCUCGGGCACCCUCUGCCAACACUGCCGCCCAAAAAGUUGCCAACUAUGGACUCCGAUUCCGAUGUUGAAGGCUCAGCGGCUGAGGCUGACGGCUGGACAUUCCCCAAAAUUUACGAGAUCAAGCAGGGUGAGAAUAACUAUGGCUUGUUCUACCAGGGCAAGGAGGUUGAGCUUGAGGCCGGUGUCAAGUUCUACAUCAAGGAGGACGAACGCAUGGAGUACAAGGGUGAAUUCCUUGUGUACCCAGCCGAUGAGAACUCCAUCAUCCACCCCCGGUUUGUUUCCAAGCUUCUGAAGAAGAGGGGCUCAGAGCAUCCCAGCAGCAUAUUUGACCACCACCUGGUCCUUAGUUUGAUCAACAGGUUUUGGGGAUUCAUUUCGUUCACAAAAUACAGGUAUUUAGCUAGAAACCCCAUCAUUGAGGUUUACCACAAAUAA